Messenger RNA from Gadus chalcogrammus (walleye pollock), 9067 nucleotides. It is a transcript of the gene setd1a, whose product is annotated as SET domain containing 1A, histone lysine methyltransferase. The record is from RefSeq and is a predicted model, not a curated record. Gene Ontology annotation, cellular component: Set1C/COMPASS complex. Lineage: Eukaryota; Metazoa; Chordata; Actinopteri; Gadiformes; Gadidae. Gene Ontology annotation, molecular function: RNA binding; protein binding; histone H3K4 methyltransferase activity.
UUCGCGAUGGCCGAUCGCUCCAUAAUAUUUAGAUUUUGUCUCAAAACAACAAGUCGGUCGUUCGCAGGGGGGUCGUAGCACAUCGUCAGGCAAUCGGAACGCUAGGGGUAUCGUAUGAGACCGCCGGCGGGGUCCCAGAGCGGAGCUUUACACGCGGAUUUAGCGUCGGGGACCGGGUGUUUUUCUGCAGGCCUCACGGUCGCUGCUGCGCGGAGCGGCGGGCUGCUGCUCCCGAAUGAGCGGGCAAAGCGUCCUACCUCGGCCGGCUCGCUUUAUGGUCCGUAUCUGCUCUGCGUUGCCCCACCGAUCGUUAGCGGAGGGAGACGCGGCACACAUGUGACCGACACGUUGCGUGGAAGUGGUCCCGAUAAGGUCUUAUUUAACUCGGUGCUAGUGGAGCUGUAUGCUAACGCGUUAGCGGUGGCUUAAACCCGAGGAGCGAGAUGGCAGGAGGCGCCUGCCGCGCACAGGCUCCGCUAGCUGCCUAUAACCUAGGUCGCCGGACCGACUAACACGGUAAUCCCGUACGAGUGUUUGUGUCACAUAUGAGCAGUAUUUGUGUGUUUUUGAUGCGCUGUGCAUUAACGCUGAGGUCCUCCAGCGGUGGCUAACGCGCCUAGCUGCCGCUCGGAGGCGGUGACGUUGGGCGGCGCGUUGUUGUGACAGCGGGGAGCCGAUCCGAGUCCCGCGGUGGGAGAGUAACGGGUCGCCGCGUGUAUUCCUGAAAGGUCCCGAAAGGAGUUGACUUGUGUCUGUUGAGUGGCAUUCGUGAUGAUGCGUUGUUGUGACGCAGUUUAUGGCGUUUUGAUGGCAAGCUUGAAUAGCACAAUAACAAAGAAUACCAUUAAGCCCACUGCCACAACAACACCACGACACACGCUUUGGCACAGCAGUUGUGUGGUAUAAUUAUAACAGUUUAUCCGUAUAACGCACAUCUUGAAGUACAACAUGGGGUAUGUUCGUGGUGGAAAUCUUAUUGGGUGCCCAGAUUUUGUAUAGUUGAGCAGCAUCUUGGUGUUUCCACGUCCAGCUGUAGGAUGGAUCCAGACAGUGGGACUGAAUCACAACGAGCCCUCAGUUUGCAGUGGAAGAGCUACAAGCUUGUGCAGGACCCGGCAAUACGGAGGGUCACCCAAAAGAUCUACCGAUACGAUGGAGUGCAUUUCAGUGUGCCGGACCCCGAGUUUCAUCCGGUGGGAAAUCUGCAAGACCCCCGACCUCGCAGAAUCUGGUCCAGAUACACAGAGCUGUCCCUGCCAGUGCCCAAGUUCAAGCUGGAUGAGUUCUACAUCGGUCAGAUUCCGCUCAAGGAGGUGACCUUCGCCCGCCUCAAUGACAACAUCAAGGAGCCCUUCCUGGCCGAGAUGUGCGCCAAGUUCGGCGAGGUGGAGGAGAUGGAGAUCCUGUUUCACCCCAAGACCAGGAAGCAUCUGGGCCUGGCCCGGGUGCUCUUCACCAGCACCCGCGGGGCCAAGGACACAGUGAAGCAGCUCCACAACACCUCGGUCAUGGGCAACAUCAUCCACGCCCAACUGGACAUCAAAGGCCAGCAGAGGCAGAAGAUCUACGACCUGCUGGUCAGCGGCGCCUUCACCCCUCAGACGGUCCCCCUGGGGGGGAAGGCCCUGACGGAGCGCCUGCCCACCACGCAGCCGGUGACGCAGCCCGACACGUCUUCGGACAUCCGGCGGCGGCUCUCCAGCGAGAUGGUGGUCCAGGCGGCCGCCAUGCCGGCCCCCGCCCCCGGGAGCGUCACCCCGUGCUCCAGCGAACCGGGCUUCAGCGAGCAGCGGCUGGAAACGCCCCCUCCCUCGCACACGGGCCCCUUCACGCCGGCCUCCUCGGCCUCCUCUCAGGGGGGCGGCACUCCGUACUCGUCCCGUUCCGGAACGCCCUUCUCGCAGGACUCGGGCUACGCUGCCGGCGGAAGACACGCCGGCUACACGGCGGGGGCGCUAGGCAGCGGCUACCCCCCCCAGGACAUGCUGCCCUCCUCCUCCUCCUCCUCCGCCGUCACCUCCUCCGUGGGGGGGUACAAGGUGUCCCGAUACCCCGAGGAGCCCCAGGAGCCGUCCGGCUACCACCGGGGGCGUCCCAUGUACCCGCCCUACCGCCACAACGAGCCGCCCUGCUACCCCAUGUACCCCAACGCCGGGCCCCCGCCGGGGGGGCCCCACCACCUGUCCAUGCCCCCGCCCGCCUCGGCGCAGUACGAGGCGGCGCCGCCGUUGCCGCCGGCCGCCGCCGCCGCCGCCGACCGGGAGCGGGAGCGCGAGGCGGCGGGCGGGGGCCGCUACGGCGCCGGGGGGCGGCGCUCCUCCUUCCACCAGCAGGACACGAACUCUUCGUCCUCCUCGUCCUCCAAGCACCACUCCUCCUCCUCGCACCACUCGGAGCGCCGCGAGGAGCGCCGCGAGGAGCGGAGCUACCGGCGGGACAGCCUGGGCUCGCGCUCGGGGGAGCCGCCGGGGCACCAGCGGCACCGCAACCACCACCACCACCACUCCCACAACCACCACGGCGCGGCGGGCCGCCGGCGCAGCAGCCACGAGCGGGACCGCGAGCGCGACGCCGAGUUCGGCGGGCCGCGCCACAACGCCUCGGCCGCCUACCGCUCCUCCUCCAACAGCAUGUCCCCGCCCCCCUCGUCGUACCCCGCCUACCCGGCCUCCUCCAAGGAGCCCGGGGCGGCCGCGCCGCUGGAGCCCCCGCCCCCCUCCUCCGCCGCCGCCGCCUCGCGCCUGGGGGGGGGCGGGGUCGAGAGGGGCUCUCUGCCCGGCUCGGGCGACAAGGACUACCACGGCGGGCCCGUGCCGACGCCCACGCCGCCGCCGGCGCCGCCCCCGCUGCCCCCGGCCUCGGUCAUCGCGGCGGCGGUGGCGGAGACGCUGGGCUCGCUGGACUUCGGCCGGGACAGCCCGCCGCGCGAGGAGCAGUGGAGCAAGCCCAAGCGGCGGCCCAGCACGCCGCCGGCGGCGCCGCCCAAGACGCCGCCGGCGCCGCCCGGCUCGCCGCCGCUGCCGCCGCCGCCGCACUCCUCGGUGGCCUCCUCCUCCACCUCUCCGUCCUCCACCUCCCUCCCCCACCAGGGGCAGCCGCCCUCCCCGUCGGUCGGCUCCCCGCCGCCGCCGCGGGGGGACGGCUCCUCCUCCCCGGAGCCCGACUCGACCAAUGAGAGCCUGCCGUUCGUGUACCACAGCAGCAGCCUGGACUCGCGCAUCGAGAUGCUCCUGAAGGAGCAGAAGGCCAAGUUCUCCUUCCUGGCCUCGGACGAGGAGGAGGAGGGGGAGGAGCGGCAGAAGGCGGCGGCGGCGGCGGCCGGCGGUGGGGCGGGGGAGGGGGACGGGGGAGAGCAGCAGCGGAGGAAGGGGGAGGGCCGUCGGGGGAGGAAGCCUGGCAAGGGGGGCGACGGCAGGAAGAGCCCGCCGGUCAUAGCGGCCGCCAUGCCCUCCUCCUCCUCCUCCUCCACCUACUCCCCCCACAUCCCGUCAUCGGUCGACCCCCAGGCCGGUCUGCCCGGGGCCACGGGGGCCACGCAGGAGGAGGGGCCCCAGCCCGGCACCACGGAGCCCCAGAGGGUGGGGGCCAGAACGCCCCCCUACAACGGACAGAGCCAGUCGUCCCCCCACUCCUCGGGCGAGGACAUGGAGAUCUCCGACGAGGACGAGGCGGCGAGCGCCAUCACCACGGCGACGGGCCACCAGCCGACGGGCUCGCGGGCCUCCUCGCCGUCGCAGUCGUCGCAGGCCGCCCAGCGGGGGGGCGACCCCUCGGCCUCCCCACCGCCCCUCUCCGACCCCCAGCACUUUGGCUCCUCCAUGCACCCCUCCUACCCGCCCCACCUGCCGCCGGGCUACGCCCUGCCGCCCCCCCACAUGGAGCUGCACCCCGAGUACCCCCCACCCAUGCCCCCCCACAUGUACGACUACGCCAGCUCGGUGGAGCUCAUGAGCCAGUACAGCGGGGGGCCCCCCAUGUCCUUCCAGAUGCAGACCCAGAUGCUCAGCCGCCUGCACCAGCUGCGCGUCUCGUCGUCCGGCGCCCCGCCCGGCGAGGAGGCCACGCCCCCCGGCGACUACCCCCCCUCGUCCUACCACCACCACGCCAUGCCGCCGCACCUCCCCUACAUGGCCGAGGACGGGGGCGGCGCGGGGGGCAACGGCGGCGCCGGGACGCACUACGACCCGGAGCACCACUACAUGCCCCCCCACAUGGCGCCCUACAGCUACCCCGACCCCCACGCCUCGCAGCUGCCCCCCCACCACGGCAUCCCGCAGCCGCCGCCGCCGCACGCCGGCUGGCCCCCGCACGUCCUGCCGCCGCACUACCCGUCCUACCUGGCCCCGCCCCCGGGCUACGGCACCAUGCCCCCCGGGGAGGAGCAGGAGUACGGCGCCCCCGGGGACGAGCCCCCCCUGCUGACGGAGAGCCCCCACGAGGCCACGGUGCAGCUGGCGCUCGCCACGCUCAUCCAGGAGAUGAAGAACAUCAUGCAGCGCGACCUGAACCGCAAGAUGGUGGAGAACAUCGCCUUCGCCACCUUCGACGAGUGGUGGGAGCGAAAGGAGACCAAGGCCAAGCCGUUCCAGACCAUGGUGCGGGGUGUGUCGGCGCUGCGGGACGAGGAGAAGAAGGAGGAGAAGACGGCCAGCCGGCCACGGGACCCUCUGGUGUCCCUGGUGGACUGGGCCAAGAGCGGGGGGGUCGAGGGCUUCGCCCUGAGGGGGCCACUGCGCCUGCCCUCCUUCAAGGUCAAGAGGAAGGAGCCACAGGAGCUGGACGAAGAGGACAUGAAGAGGCCGCGACCUUCGACCCCGCCAGACGAGGAUGACGAAGGUGCGGAGAACCGACACUCCGACAGGGAACGCCACGGUGGGCCGGAGCGUGGCAGCAGCAGCAAGAGCCGGAAGAGGAAACCCAGGAACCGGAAGCCCUGGGAGCUGGACAGCGAGGGAGAGGAGACCUCCGACGGAUCGUCCUCUGAGAAGGAGGAAGGGGAGAGUGGUAAGGAGAGCGAAGACGACGCACUCAGUGCGGACAGCGAUGACGAGAGCCUAUCCUCCUCCUCCGGGGGCUCCUCCUCCUCCACCUCCUCCUCCGGCUCCUCUUCGGAGGACGAAGACGAGGAAGAGGAGGGGGAGCGGCUGGACAGCGAGGGGCUCGACACCAUGGACGAGACCACCCUGGACGGCACGCCCGCGGACCGCCACAAAGACGCAGACGGCAGGGAGAGUUCCUCAGCUACGGUUUCCAAAGCGGGCGAAAGACCAGCGUCCCGCGAAACGAAACCCAGCGGUCCGUCCAAGCGGCCCCCGUCGCCCCCCUACCCGAGGCCCUCCUCCCCCGUGGUCCUGCUGCCCCCCCUCAAGAAGCGCCGCAAGGCCGUCUCCUUCUCCACCGAAGACCCCGACGUCAAGCCGCCGCCGCCGCCGCCGGCCCCCCUGCCGUCCCGCUCCCCCCAGCAGGGGGCCGCCGACUCGCCCCUGCUCUCCCCCCCCCGGCCCCCGGACUCCCCCCUCUCCGCCGCCGGCGCCGCCCCCCCCUCCCACGCCGGCUCAGCCGUCCAGCUCCUCCCCUUCGCCUCCAAGCCCGGGGAGGGCAACGCCCUCACCGUGCCCCCGCACAGCCGCAACGCUGCCGCCAGCCCCGAGGACCACAGAAAGCCCCCCGCCCCCCUGGGGUCCCCGCAGAGGAGCCCCGGCAAGCUGCCGUGGAAACGGGGCAAGGAGUCUCCCAAGUCGCCCGUGGCCCCGCCCCCGGCGGCGGCGGCGGCCCCCCCGCCCGUCAUGGUGUGCCUCACCGUGCAGAACCUGCCGCCGGACCACGCCUCCAUGUGCCGGAUGGCCUACGAAGAGGCCCCGCCCCCCCCCCCGGUCAAGCGGGGCCGAGGGCGGUCCCCGGCGGCCCAGCGGGCCCCGGGCGAGGAGGACGAGGGCCAGCUGAGGCUCCGGGAGCAGCUGGGGGUGUCCAGCCUGCUGCAGCUGGCCACGGCCCCGCCGGGCGCCCCCCUGGCGGACGCGGCCCUGAAGGCGGACCCCGAGGCCGGCGACUCGGAGGAGACGGAGACGUCGGACGAGGCGGAGGAGCAGCGCAUGGACGAGGAGCUCUUCCUGUCCCCCGAGCCGCUGACGCUGGUCAUGGACGCCGAGGGCGUGGUGGUCCUCACGGAGCACAACUACUCCAAGCCCCCCGUGCUGCUGGCGCCCGCGCCCCGGCGGAGCUCCGCCUCCCUGAAGCAGGACCACGCCCCGCUGCUCCCCGCCGAGCUGGCCGCCAUCUCGGGCGUGCUGGAGGCGCCGGAGGAGGUGAUCGGCGAGGCGCCGCGGGGGGGCGACGGCGGCGGCGGUGGCGGCGGCGGGGACGACGAGCUGUCGUCGAGCGGCCCGCUGUACGAGGCCCGGGACGCCGUCGCCAAGGCGACCGCGCUGACCCCGCCCCACAAGAGGAAAGGGGCGGCGGCCAAGGGUCUGGAGGCGGAGAAGGACAAGAGCAAGAAGAGGCGGAGGAAAGAGAAGCCGGAGCGCAAGCCGGCCAAGAAGGGACAGAAGGAGCGGCCCGGCAAGAAGCAGAGGAAGGGGAAGCUGGCGGACUCGGAGGAGGACGUGGACGUGGAGGAGCUGGAGUCCGGCGAGCUGUCGAGCUCCUCGGAGGACGACGAGCUGGAGGACGUGAGGAAGAGCGAGCGCCUCUUCCUGCAGGAGGCCGGGGUCACCACCUCCUCCCAGCGCAAGACCGGCCCCCCCACCCCGACGGCGGCGGGCGGGCCUCUGACGCCGGCGCUGCCGCUGGUCCCCGUCAGCUUCGACACGCGCAGCGAGUACGAGCAGAUGACCAUCCUGUACGACAUCUGGAACUCGGGGCUGGACACGGAGGACCUGCUGUUGCUGAAGACCACCUACGAGAAGCUCCUGCAGGAGGACCACCGCACCGACUGGCUCAACGACACCCACUGGGUCGGCCACACCACGACCAACCUGCCGAACCCGCGCCGCAAGAAGAAGAGCGUGGAGCGGCUGCUGCGGGAGCACGUGACGGGCUGCGCCAGGAGCGAGGGAUACUACGCCAUCAGCCGCAAGGAGAAGGACGCAUACCUGGACCUGGACCUGCCCGAGCAGGUCCUGCUGGAGAUGGAGAACCUGGACAGCAUGGGUACCAACCGGCUGCUGUCGGAGCGCCGCUCGGAGCAACGCCGCCUGCUGACGGCCAUCGGAACGCCCGCCGUCAUGGACUCUGACCUCCUGAAGCUCAACCAGCUUAAGUUCCGUAAGAAGAAGCUGCGGUUCGGGCGGAGUCGGAUCCACGAGUGGGGGCUGUUCGCCAUGGAGGCCAUCGCCGCCGACGAGAUGGUCAUCGAGUACGUGGGCCAGAACAUCCGACAGAUGGUGGCGGACAACCGGGAGAAGCGCUACGCCCAGCAGGGCAUCGGCAGCAGCUACCUAUUCCGGGUCGACCACGACACCAUCAUCGACGCCACCAAGUGCGGCAAUCUGGCCCGCUUCAUCAACCACUGCUGCACUCCCAACUGCUACGCCAAGGUGAUCACCAUCGAGUCCCAGAAGAAGAUCGUCAUCUACUCCAAGCAGGCCAUCGCGGUCAACGAGGAGAUCACCUACGACUACAAGUUCCCCCUGGAGGACAACAAGAUCCCCUGUCUGUGCGGCACGGAGAACUGCCGCGGCACGCUCAACUAGAACCUCCUCCUCUUCCUCUUCCUCUUCCUCCCUCCUCCUCCUCCCUCUCCCUCCUCGCCCAGAAUCUCACCUUCUUCCGUCCCUGGUUCGCAUUUCGGUCGGGCCCACCCAAGGGUAGUGUUCCUCGCCAAGCCCCACUCCCGCCCCACCUGUGGUUUACACAGCUUGAUCCAGGAAACAGAGAUGCACACACUUGCACUUUUGACACAUGCGGACGCACACGCGCUUGCCCGCUUCCUCUGUUGCCUAGCAGUUCCCGGCAUUAUUGCAUCCGUCUCCGUCCCCGUCCCCCCCCCAUCUGUCAGCGUGUGGUGUGCCAAACUCACCAGGGGGGGCGGGAUUUACCUUUAUUGCGAUUUUCCGUUCCCUCCUUCCUUACCCACAAACAACCUACCCAGGAAGUGGUGUGUGUGUGUGUGUGUGUGUGUGUGUGUGUGUGUGUGUGUGUGUGUGUGUGUGUGUGUGUGUGUGUGUGUGUGUGUGUGUGUGUGUGUGUGUGUGUGUGUGUGUGUGUGUGUGUGUGUGUGUGUGUGUGUGUGUGUGUGUGCAUCUGUGUGUCUGUGUGUGCAUCUGUGUGUUUGUGCCUCUUCCUCACACAUACGCACACUGACAUCCGCGCAAAGGAAAAAUGCGUAACAAAUUCAGGGUUUUAAAAAAUAGAAAAGAGGCCCACCUUUCCGGCCAUUGAUUUUAGCAUAACCUCCUCGGUUCAAGUAGGUCUUCAGUUAUGCAAGGUCUUUCGAUUAUGAAGAUGAUUUCGGAGCUUUUUUUUUAACUUUUAGCUUUAUCUUGGGUUCAGUUACUUGGUAUUCAACAUGAGUAUUCUCCUUGUUCUGGUUUAGGUUGCGUUAUCUGUAAGUGUCUUGCAGCCCGAGAAGGGGGGUCACACCGGUACCACGCCCUCCUCUCCCCAGCCCCCCCCUCCCUCCCCACUCUGUACCAGAGGAUGGGACAGUUUUAUACGUUAUAGUUUUAUCGUUGCAAAUGUUACAAAAAAAAUGAGAAUAGUGGUGGACGAUGACAUGAGUUGGAGCGAUACGUUUCACAUCGUCCGCCGUGUGGGUUUAGUGUUGGCCAGGUCGAGGCCGUGUCACUGAGGUUUAGUGUCUAACCAGUUCUGUGAGGUUCCCCCUUUUUCUUUGUGACCCCCCCCCCCCCCCCCCCCCCACGGUAGACCCCUGUUCUCUGGGUCUGGACAUUACCCCGGCCACGAAGUCAACCGCUAUAUCAGUCCGCUCCUCUCCCUCCGACACGUUCAAACGACCCGCAAUUCCGACCAAACUCCACCCCUAGUCUGUGUUUCCCGUUCAUCUGUUGCUCCCUGAGAUGGGAAUGUCCUGUUUUUGUUUUUGUUCGAGGUGAAGUGUAUCGUAAGG